This is a messenger RNA of Sphaeramia orbicularis (orbiculate cardinalfish), 843 nucleotides long. Its product is annotated as nuclear protein 1-like. The coding region runs from base 93 to 338 and encodes 81 amino acids. Gene Ontology annotation, biological process: negative regulation of cell population proliferation; regulation of transcription by RNA polymerase II; negative regulation of cell cycle. NCBI's taxonomy places the organism in Eukaryota, Metazoa, Chordata, Actinopteri, Kurtiformes, Apogonidae. Gene Ontology annotation, cellular component: nucleus. The record is from RefSeq and is a predicted model, not a curated record. The transcript is spliced from 4 exons.
UUCUGAACCACAGGACACGCACAGCAAGACCCGAACCCAGAGCAGACCUGAUCCAGACCCAGACCUGAUCCAGACCUUUCUGUGGAACCACCAUGAGUCAUGUAGACGUGAAGAACCUGAAGCCCACCAGCUUUGAGGAGGAGUACUAUGACCAAUAUGAGUACUACAACCUGACCGACAAGUACACAGAGGGCUCGUCCAGGAAGGGCAGGACGAAGAAGGAGUCCAGUGAAAACACAAACCGACCAAACCCUGGAGGACAUGAACGGAAGAUAGUGGAAAAACUGCAGAACAGCGAGAAGAACCGGAAGCAGGACCAGAAGCAGGACCAGGAGUGAAAACACUGAGGACGACCCGGACGGCUCAUCCCGACACCGACUUUGGCUUCGUUGCCAACUGAUCCAGACUUCAGGAGCCGAGCUCCAACGGCAACGCUGAACCUGGACCACGGAUCCAGGGAUCUGCAGGCUGCCGCCCCCGCCCUCUGUGGGGGGGCGGGGUUCACCUGGGCCAUGCCCCUUCACCUGGGCCCGGGUUGGACCGAGCCGGUUUGACCUGGCGACGCCUGGCUGGUGAUGAAUGAAAGUGUUUCUAAAUGUUUGUACAUUAAAAGGUUUUGAACCAUGUGAGUGUUUGAAUUUAAAUGGAUGAAGGAGGAGAAUGUUUGUGUUCCAUUAAACACAAAAACCAAACAGAUGAAUGUCUAUGUCGCAUGAUCAGUUUAUCGCAAAUAAAACCUGUGUUAAAAAACAAACAAACCAUGUUAGGGUUGGAAAUGUGAGGGUUAGCCGCUAACGUUAGCUUAUAGUUGAUGACAUCAUAGCCUCAGUUUGGUCAAAAAAA